GCUGUUCAAGAGGAGCUUUUUUUGUGACGGUGAGGAACUCAUCGAUCUCGACGACCAUGACCAAGAACGUCCGCGCCAGCUACAUCCUCGGCACCACCUUCAUCGCCGCUGUCGAGAAGAAGAAAUGGGGGCACCAGAACUGUUGGGGCUACCACGUCGUCGCCCUCUCCGACGACGUCACCAUCAUCGAACGCCUAUCCAAGACGCCCACCCUAGAAGCGAUUGAUCUCGCCUCUCGCCCUACUGCCGGCGCCGGCGCUUCUACCAACUGCCCCGGCACCAACGAAAAACGGAAGGCGCGCAACGAAAGCAUAAAACCGCCAAAGGGCCGAUCCCCAUUCCGUUCCCGCGCCGACUCUUCUGGAGAAGAACCCGAAGAAGAAACCAACGACGACUACCCCGACGACAAACAGGACCCCGACUUUGCCCCCGGCGACGAAGGGGACGACAACGAAGACAACGACGAACACGACGACGACACUGACGAUGCCGACAACGACGAUGCCGACAACCGCGGCAACGGCGACAACGACGAUGCCGGCUCCGACUAUGCCGACUCCGAUGACGCCGCCUCCGACGACGGCUAUGACACCGAAUGGGGCUUCCCUUUAUCUGUCUUCCUUUGUUCGUUUGUUUGCCCUGAAGUCGGCCACCUCUCUGCAUCAUAGUGUCCGCUUCGGUGUUUCCCCGCGUAUGUUUUGCGUGUUUGAUCGCUGUUGUUGCUUUCGCGUCUCGUCGGCUGUCUUUUCUUGAGUACUUUUGAUUGUGUCCAUCUUGAGUGCUUUUCUACGAAUCUUCAUGCCAAACGAUCGUUGAGCGUACUUUGGUACCACGUACCGUUGUAGCUUAACAACCGUUGGCCCAAACGAUCGAUUGAUUGUAGUUUUGCAUCGUUUUCUGCACGGACCAUUGAAUUUUUCUGCCCCCAUUUUGAGUUGUCGAUCCACGCUAUCGUCGACUAUCUUUGUCGAUGAAUCUGAUUGAGCAUUGUUGCUCCACAUCAUCGUGUUCGCUGGGAAUGUUCUUAUCUUUUCUACGUGCUUUCGCUAAACUGGUUUCCAAUUUAAUUUUCGUUCUUCACGUUUGUUGGGUAUGUGAUUUCCGCUUCAUUUUGUGAUUCCCUGUACUCGUCCAAAAUUUCCUUCUAUUCUUGUGAAUUUUGUUCCACAAUUCAAU
Messenger RNA from Ectocarpus sp. CCAP 1310/34, 1176 nucleotides. NCBI's taxonomy places the organism in Eukaryota, Phaeophyceae, Ectocarpales, Ectocarpaceae. The record is from the annotation of a GenBank genome assembly.